AUGGCACAUCAGCAAUGGCAAGGUAGCCGUUCAUACUAUCCAGCAUGGAGCGAUCAAUACAACAACCAGCAGCAACCCUAUCAGUAUAGCCAUUCGCAGCAAGAUCAGUAUGACCCGUCAUAUCCUUACUAUUAUCCCCCACAACAACAGCACGCACAAGAGCAGUAUCCUUAUACACCAACAACCUCACAACCACCACCCCAUGCUUCAGUGAUCCAUCGACUCCAUGAACAGACACAACAACAGCAGGCUCUUGGAGCACUCGCUGCUGCUUCCAUUACAACCGCAUUGCAAGGUGGUCAAAGCAACAACACCAUGUGGUACUCGCACCAACAGCCGGCUCAGGCUUAUACCCAACAACAACAACAACAACAUCAUCAUCAUUAUCCACCACAACGUGCUAUGGUUGCUUACAAUGACCUUGAACCUUCACCAGCACCUUCACCUCCACGUCCUCAAGGGUCGUUUUGCUGUAAUCGAUGGUACCGAACACAGGCAGCAAAGGAACAGCAUGAGCGAAACCAUAUCCAAUGCACAAUGUGCAGCUUUUCAGGCAUCAAGGCUGUGAUGGAGGAACACAUGGAGGUUGAGCAUGGGCAGAUACCACCUGAAGGAAGUUCGAGGAAAAAAAACAAGCCUGAUGGUAUUGUACCACCCAAUGCACCCAAGAUCACCACACCCGAGGAAUUGGCAGCAUGGAUUGAGGCACGUAAACGAAAUUGGCCAACCAAAGCAAACAUUGAACGCAAGCAACGCGAGCAAGCGGAUCGUGCUGCACGUGGUCAGCUCCCCAAAGAAAGUGACAAAAAGAGGAAGCGCAAGGAUGAUGGAAAUGUUGACAGUAACAAGGUUCCCAAAAUGGAAAGCAUGAAUGUAUUGGGUGCUUAUGGAUCAGACGACGACGACAACGACGAUGAUGACGACGAGAGUGAUAGCGACGCCAGUGUGGAUAUUGAACGUGAUGCUGUGACAGCCAAGGAUCCCACAUCCAUGGGCAAGAUUGCUCUUCCUAGUGAACAAAAACCACGUUCGGGACCAAGGUGCCGAUUCUUUGCUCGAGGAAAUUGUAGGCAUGGAAACAAGUGUCGCUAUGUGCAUGAAAAGCCAACACAACAACAGAAUACCAAACGCACUCAGCCAGCUCCCAUGGAAGAAAAACGACCCAACUUGUUACGGAUGCUUCUUGCCAAGGAGAUCAAGGAAGAGCAGAAUGUCAUUUUACAAUGCUUCCGUCAUAUAGUUGAUAAUCAGUUUUUCGGUCGCUCUUAA
Molecule: messenger RNA, 1269 nt
Organism: Lichtheimia ornata
Lineage: Eukaryota; Fungi; Mucoromycota; Mucoromycetes; Mucorales; Lichtheimiaceae
Exons: 6
Coding region: 1-1269 (422 amino acids)
Biological process (GO): box C/D snoRNP assembly
Cellular component (GO): nucleus
Molecular function (GO): metal ion binding; RNA binding
Source: RefSeq, a predicted model, not a curated record